AGAAGUAGUCUAUAUCAUAAUUUAUUUUCCUUUUUUUAUUAUUCUGAAACAAACAAAUUUGCAGCUUCCACUCCUUUCUUCUCUGUUUGUACACUCUCUUCUAUCGUUUAGGGUUUUGUUUCCCCCUUUCCUUCGAUUCAAUUCAAUACAUACUUUCAACGCAAGAGCGUGGUCACACGCCUCCCGUGCUAGGUUAGGGACAAGGGAAAAAGAGAGAGAAACACCAUGGGAGGUGAUAGUGCCGUUGAUGAUUCUGCUUCGGAAUCCAAGUGCGAAGUUGAAGGUGUUAACAUCAACGUUCGAUGCUCCAAUGGUACCAAAUUUUCGGUUCAGGUUUCCCUCGAUUCCACCGUUGGAUCCUUCAAGGAUCUCAUUGCGCGUAAAAGUGAUAUCCCUUCCCAACAACAACGCCUCAUUUACAAGGGACGUAUAUUGAAGGACGAUCAAACGCUUCAAAGCUAUGGUUUGGAGGCAGAUCACGCUGUCCACUUGGUUCGGAGCUUUGCUCCUACAAAUACAAAUAGUGGGACCAACAGUAGUGGCACAAAUACCACAACAAAUGAUUCUGGAGGCGCUGGAGCUAAUGUUGGUGGGGGUUUGGGAGGGCUCGGUUUUGGUGCUUCAAUGUUCCCUGGACUAGGUACCAAUGGCACUGGGGGGAGUGGCUUAUUUGGUGACGGAUUUCCAGAUCUUGAACAAAUGCAGCAACCAUUUAUUUCUAACCCAAAUUUAAUGAGAGAAAUGAUGAACACACCUGCUAUGCAGAAUCUAGUAAAUAAUCCCGAGAUAGUGAGGAAUCUUAUAAUGAACAACCCACAGAUGCAAGAGCUCAUGGAUCGAAACCCCGAGCUAGCACACAUACUUAAUGAUCCCAGCACUCUCCGCCAGACCCUUGAAGCUACAAGGAAUCCUGAGAUCAUGCGUGAAAUGAUGAGAAAUACAGACAGAGCAAUGAGCAACAUUGAAUCUUCUCCUGAGGGAUUCAACAUGCUGAGACGCAUGUAUGAAAAUGUUCAAGAACCAUUUUUAAAUGCCACUACAAUGGCUGGUAAUACAGGAAUUUCAGCAGCUCAUGGUGGCCUAGCCAGGGACCAAUCAACUAAUCCCUCAACCACUAGUUCUGAAACAACUGCUGGUUCUCCCAUACCGAAUACUAACCCACUUCCUAAUCCUUGGUCCUCUACAGGAACUGGAGCUCCCCAAAGUAACACCAGAAGAUCAACCACCGGUGGUGAUUCUAGGCAGCAAGCACCUCCUGGCUUAGGAGGGCUUGGUUUGCCUGGCCUUGAAGGCAUGCUGGGGGGUAAUGGUAUGCCAGAUCCUGCUGUGUUGACCCAAUUAAUGCAAAAUCCAGCUAUCUCACAAAUGAUGCAAAGUAUGCUUUCCAACCCCCAAACUUUGAGUCAGAUUCUUGAUGCUAAUACUGAACAGCGGGGCAUGCCUGAUUUAAAUUCUCUUAGAGAUGUAAUGCAAAAUCCAGAGUUCCUUCGUUUGUUUCAAUCACCUGAGACAUUGCAGCAACUAUUGUCUUUCCAGCAAUCCCUUAUGUCUCAGCUUGGUCAGCAACAAUCAACACGGGAACCGGGUCAAACUGGUGGAGGCACUGGAUCAUUAAACAACUUGGGGUUGGAGAUGUUAUCCAGCAUGUUUGGUGGACUUGGAGCUGGUAGCCUAGCUGUUCCAAAUACAUCAAAUGAGCCACCAGAGCAGUUGUACGCCACCCAGCUUUCGCAGCUUCAAGAGAUGGGAUUCUUUGACACACAAGAGAACAUAAGGGCUCUUAUUGCCACUUCAGGGAAUGUUCAUGCAGCCGUUGAACGUCUUUUGGGGAACUCUGGUCAGUAGCAGAUGAUUUAGCAAUUGCUUUCAUGAUGUUCACUAAUUCAGACUUUGGAGGAUGGUCAAUAUGUUCAAGUGCCAUGUUGGGUAUUUAAAUAAAAUCAGAAAUCUGUCCAAAUUAUAGUUGAUCAGAGCUGAAAUGGUGUAGAUUAUAUACAUUGUUACUGUAAUAUCUUCCUUUACCUUCAUUUGAGUUCUGAUGUUCCUAUUUCUUUUUUCCAUGUACAUACUUAUAUUGAAACUAGUUUAUAGUUUAAGGCUGAUUGUGAGAGCUUCAAUAUUUUCAAGUGAAUUGAUUUUUAUAUUAUUCAUUUGUAUUUGUACUUUGAUAACUCCAUAAUCACUGACUUGGCAGGUGAAGGAACAUGAAACUAGCUGUUAAAUCCCAAA
This is a messenger RNA of Cicer arietinum (chickpea), 2229 nucleotides long. Its product is annotated as ubiquitin domain-containing protein DSK2b-like. The record is from RefSeq and is a predicted model, not a curated record. Gene Ontology annotation, biological process: ubiquitin-dependent protein catabolic process. NCBI's taxonomy places the organism in Eukaryota, Viridiplantae, Streptophyta, Magnoliopsida, Fabales, Fabaceae. Gene Ontology annotation, cellular component: cytosol. Gene Ontology annotation, molecular function: polyubiquitin modification-dependent protein binding.